This is a messenger RNA of Helianthus annuus (common sunflower), 849 nucleotides long. RefSeq lists its product as uncharacterized. Bases 158 to 667 code for a protein of 169 amino acids. The transcript is spliced from 3 exons. The record is from RefSeq and is a predicted model, not a curated record. Lineage: Eukaryota; Viridiplantae; Streptophyta; Magnoliopsida; Asterales; Asteraceae.
UCAUCCUAAACACCGAGCUUCUCAAACAAAUGAAGAACACCCCCUUCUAACUUUCUUCAUCCUAAACAAACACCGAACCCUUGGCUGGCACGCAUCAAAUCCUCCAACCGUCACUCCAUGAGAUCUAGACACAGCAGGGAGAAAUAACCAAAACAAGAUGACAAGACGAUCUGGGUCUUGUUUCAGGUGUUGUCUGGUCGUUUUGGCAGUGAUUUCAGCAUUGUGUGUAUCCGGACCAGCUCUUUAUUGGAAGCUCAAAAGGGAACCCACUUCUUCCAUCUCUUGUACUCCCUGCAUCUGUGAUAGUCCCCCUCCUCUCUCCCUUAUUAAGCUUGCUCCUGGCUUGGUCAACCUUUCUGUAACAGAUUGUGGGAAAGAUGAUCCGGAUCUCAAAGAAGAAAUGGAGAAGCAAUUUGUGGAUUUACUAUCAUCAGAACUAAAGUUACAGAAAACAGUCGGUGAAGAACACAUUCGCCAUAUGAAUAUCACAUUUGGUGAAGCAAGAAGGGUGGCUUCACAGUAUCAAAAAGAGGCUGAGAAAUGCAACACUGCCACUGAAACAUGUGAGCAAGCAAGAGAGCAAGCCGAGGCUUUAACGAGACAAGAAAAAAAGAUGACGUCUUUAUGGGAGCGGCGCGCUCGUGAACUUGGUUGGGAAGGAGAAUAAAACAGUAUUAUCAAACUAUCAUUAUUCUUGUUUCCUAUAUGUAUGUUAGUAUAGUCGUCGUCGUUUCCUCGUUAUAUUAUGUAAUAUAACAUAGUCACUUUCUAAUUACACGCGAUUAAAUAACAAGAAAUAGUCAUCACAGAAAGGGUAUUAAAGAAAAAAUAAUAUACUCUUUGUCAUCA